AUUUACUUUCCCACUGGUCCACUACAUGCACUUGCAGUGGCUCUAAUAAAUGUACACUCAGCAAAUGUACACUCGAGAAAGCAAGGAAGAUGGCGAGAUAUCGGAAGAAGGUGAAGUUAGAGGAAGGAGAGCCCAUGGAUGGAGCUGAAGCAGUAGCCCGAAGAAUCGACAGGCUGGAGCUCAUCAAUGAGUUUACCCAGUUCGUCCAGCAGCCGGACGGGGACCGCCGUAAGAUCCGUUCCCAGUACUACACCCAUCAAAACACCAUAAACGAGAGAAGCGAAGACAUUGGGAACUCUGAACCAGAGAAGUUCAAUGAAAUGUUUGUCAACGUUAAUGGCUUGUUCCAGUAUGUUACACGGCCGCGAGAACAGGUGGCUGAUGCAGAAACAGUGCUUGGACUUACCAGCUCUUUGGUGGAUUCUGUUAAGUCACAUCUCAAAGGAAAUGUGACACCUUCAGGGUUUGUUUACCAUCUUCUUAAACAUUAUGGAAGAAGAGGGGGUCGUGGUAAGAAUGCAGGGCCCAUACUACGCUGGGAAGAAAUUGCUUUACCCUUUCUCAAGGAUGGUUCAGGUUGUAAGACCAUGGUUGGACCAAUGAGUUACAAGAUAAAGCUUGAACCAGUAUAUUGUAUGAUCAAGCCUGACACACUGAAUUAUGUUAUCAAGCAUAGGGGGAUCAGAAAUGAGAUUAAGAAAACAAGAUGUACUCCUUAUGUUCGCCCGGUGAAGCUCCUUGAUAGUACUGCUGAGUGGAAGUCAAAUACUGAAGCGAAUGUUUCAUCAAUGUUUGAGGCCAUAAAAGAGAAGAAAUGUGUCAAGCUUGAGAAUCUUGUCCUUAACAGGAUUUCCUAUGCACAGACCAUUGAAAAUAUAUUUGUGCUUUCUUUCUUGGUAAAUGACGGACGGAUUGCUAUAAGAUUGGCUGAGAACGGCUCUUAUAUCGUCUCUACAAGUGAUGCAGCAGCAGCAUGUGUGGUUCUUCCUACCAAUGAGCCGUACCAGAAUUCAAUCUUCAGAUUUGAUUACAUAGAUUGGAAGGUUAUGUUAGAUUUGGUGCCAGAUGGUGAAGAGCUGAUGCCCCACAGGGAUCCUUUCAAGUUAUCCUGAUUACAACUGCAACCUCCUCCUGUAUAUGCUUGCUGUAUUUAGCUCUUUUUUGUCAGCUACUGCCAACAACAAUAUCCAAAUUUUGUAUAUAUUUAUGUUGUAAAAUGAUGCAUUUCUAACAGUUUGCCUCCAGAUGUGGAGAUAUUUUGUUUUUAUUUUUAUUUUUGCCCCUUGCUGCUGAAGUUUCUGCCAGAGGUGCAUCUUUUUGUGAAGCUGCUAUUGCUUUUGUAAGUUAGCUAGUCGUUAGCUUUUGUGGUGGUGACUGAUUUGUUCUGCACACUUUUUGUUAAGCUACUGCUAUGUUUGGAUGGGUUGUUGCUCUCUUUUGUAUCUGAAAC
Cuscuta epithymum is the source of this 1450-nucleotide messenger RNA. The record is from the annotation of a GenBank genome assembly. Lineage: Eukaryota; Viridiplantae; Streptophyta; Magnoliopsida; Solanales; Convolvulaceae.